AUGAAUAUUAGCGAAUUUACUCAAAAAUACUCUCCUCAAAUUCCUUUCUUUGAAGAAACGUGGACUGAGCUUAAUAACAUUGAAGGAGUUAGCUUGAGAAUAGAAGUUGAAGGUUUAAAAAACUAUGGCCAAGUUUUAUUCACUGCUUGCGAAACUGUUUCUACAUGUUACAAUAACUACUACAUGGAGAAUUUCGAAAAUAUAGUUUCAAAUUAUUUUAUAUACAUGCUCCAUGGUGCAUUUUCUUCUAUCGUAUAUGACCAUGUUUUAAAUGACUUGUUUUCUUCUGUACCAGUACAUAUAACGGCUGGCAAUAUCUCAAAUUCUUUAAACGAACAGACACAAAAGAGAGUUCGUAUUUUUUUGAACCCCCUAAUGCUGAAGAUCAGGAAUAGGCUGCCUUCACUUCCUGUGAGAAAAGAAAUGCUGAAUAGUGCUCCAUUCAACAUUAUGCCAACUUUAAGGUAUAUUCGUGAAAAAUAUUAA
Molecule: messenger RNA, 486 nt
Organism: Cokeromyces recurvatus
Lineage: Eukaryota; Fungi; Mucoromycota; Mucoromycetes; Mucorales; Mucoraceae
Exons: 2
Coding region: 1-486 (161 amino acids)
Source: RefSeq, a predicted model, not a curated record